CAGAGCUUCUCUUUCUCUCUCCCUGAGGUUCGCUGCGGUUGCGCAGCUGAAGGAUUUUGCUUCUCGUCGGUGGGUCGAAUUUGAGUCGCGGCGGGCACGAUGACGACGAGACUGAAAAAGAACAGGAAGAAGAGAGGUCACGUUAGUGCUGGACAUGGAAGAGUCGGCAAGCACCGAAAGCAUCCCGGAGGUCGAGGAAAUGCCGGAGGUAUGCACCACCACCGAAUUUUGUUCGAUAAGUGGCAUCCUGGAUAUUUCGGAAAGGUCGGUAUGAGGUACUUCCACAAGACCAUGAACAAAUUCCACUGCCCUAUCGUGAACGUGGACAAGUUGUGGUCUUUGGUCCCCGAGGACAUCAAGGCUAAAGCAAACGGCGACUCUGCCGCUCCAUUGUUAGAUGUUACUCAACACGGCUACUUCAAGGUUCUUGGCAAGGGAGGUCUCCCCACGCAACCUAUGGUGGUCAAGGCGAAGUUUUUCUCCAAACUUGCCGAAAAGAAGAUCAAGGAUGCCGGAGGCGCCGUCAUCCUCACUGCAUAGAUUGUCCUGUGAAUACUGUACUGAGAUUCUUGGUGCUGAGUUUUUGUGCGGCAUAUUUUUAAUGAUGAAACGAGAAACAGAGUCAGAAUCUUCUCUCCAUUCUUCAAAACGAUUUCAUUUACAAUGCUUCCCCUAGCUCCGAAAUCUUGCUUAUGAUGCGUUUGUGUUUGAUUGCGUCCAUUAUAUCGUUGUUGUCUUAUGGAUGAAUAUAUAAGACAUGAGUUUUUAGUUAGUGGGUACUCGACGGGUAGAGCUUGUACUCGUCAGUUUUCACGAAAUUAUUGAUGGACGGAAUGCAGUUGGUUAUGAGAUGCGUCAAAUGAAUCGACGUUACAUUAUCUCAGAGGUGUUAUUGUUCCGAGAAGCUCAGUGUUCAGUGCUCAGUUACAGCUUUGUCAAUAGUGUUGUUAUUCCUGCAAUCUGCAAGUAGCAUUCUAGUUUGGUUGAAAAUUAUUGAAGUCAUUUAGGACUGCAGUGCCUUGCAAGCUGACUUUGAGUUGUUGGAAAUGAGGCCUCAAAGGAAGUUUACAAUUUCGAUCUUGAUCUGCUUCUGUACCAGCACGAUCAUAGAAAGUAGGCUUCUAUGAUUGAUCCGAUUGGUACUUUACCCACCUUACCCGUCGGCUGGGGCACCUGGAAACCGGAUUGAGGUUUUAGCCCACGCACUAGUAAACCCGGAUGUCGAUAAACUUCGACUUUUAAUAAAGAGCAGACCACUUUUAGGCUCUAGCAGUUUGUGAAGAGAAGUUCUUCUGUCGUCUCUGCUCCAGGCCUCUGUCUAGACCGUAAGGAGAGUGAGCG
Marchantia polymorpha subsp. ruderalis is the source of this 1341-nucleotide messenger RNA. Lineage: Eukaryota; Viridiplantae; Streptophyta; Marchantiopsida; Marchantiales; Marchantiaceae. The record is from the annotation of a GenBank genome assembly.